Messenger RNA from Plenodomus lingam JN3, 1359 nucleotides. RefSeq lists its product as uncharacterized. Gene Ontology annotation, cellular component: nucleolus; nucleoplasm. The record is from RefSeq and is a predicted model, not a curated record. Lineage: Eukaryota; Fungi; Ascomycota; Dothideomycetes; Pleosporales; Leptosphaeriaceae.
AUGUCUGCCGAAAAGAAGACAUCCAAAAAGUCAACGGGCGACAAAAAGGCGAAAAAGAGCAAGUCGACCGUGACCACCGCACACGAUACCUCUACAACCACCACAGCAGCACCAAUCGAGCUUGUCAAGAUCUUCCUUGAGCAGCAUGGCCAAAAAGACGCAGCCAAGAUGCUCAAGCAAUUCCACAAGUGGCAAAGGACACGAGAUGCACCAGAUGCUAUGGACAUAGACGGCGAAAGCGCAGACAGCAGCGACUCGAGUAGCGAUGCGGACACCGAGUCCAGCGACGAAUCUAGCAGUGACGAUAGCAGCGAAUCAGAGGCAGAACAGAAGACAACCAAAAAGGCUGUCACUAAGAAGGUGGUGAAGAAGGCGGCUUCGUCUUCCUCUAGCACUAGCGACUCGUCUAGUAGCGACUCUAGCAGCGAGUCCAGCAGCGAGUCUGAGGCGGAUAUCAAAAAAACCAAGCCUGCAGCAAAAAAAGUUGCGGAAAAGGCAGACUCGGCCUCGUCCAGUUCCAGCUCAGACUCGUCAAGCUCUAGCUCUGAGUCUUCUGACGAAGAAUCUUCUGACGAGCUGAGGAAGGCUACAUCAGUCUCUUCCUCUUCAGCAUCUUCCUCUAGCGACUCGAACAGCAGCGACUCGGACUCUGAACCCGCGAACAAACCCCUUCCCGAAUCCGACUCCGACUCAUCAAGCGCCAGCGACUCCUCAUCUAGUGAUUCCGACAGCAACAGCAGCGACUCGGAAGCUGAUCUAGCCAGCAAGACCAAGGCCGCUAAGAAGGCAGCCUCCGUCACGUCUUCCUCGGCCUCGAGCUCUUCAGAUUCAUCUAGCGACAGCUCAUCCGAUAGUGACUCGGAACCGGAGCCUGCCAAGAAUACCAGACCCAGCAAGAGCAAGAAGAAGACUACGACAUCCUCCUCUUCCUCUUCUGAUAACUCCAGCUCCUCAGACAGUUCUUCAGAUUCCGAAUCCGACUCGAACGAGGCGACACCUGGUGCGGUUGAGCGUAAGGGCUCGUCCACUGACUCGUCCGCAACUCUCCCUGCCAACUCACCAGUUCCCACAGCCGGCAACAAGCGCAAAUUUGAUGGCUCAACUACUGCCGACGGCCCAGCUAAGAAGCGGAACCACAUUGAAAACCGUUUCCAGCGCAUCAAGCCGGAUGUGGUCGUGGACCCAAACCUCGCAAGCAACGCCUACGUCUCUUACGACUAUGCUGACCGCGCGCACGCUAAACUCAUUGUCACCAAAGGCAAGGGUUUCACCAAGGAGAAGAACAAGGGAAAGAGGGGCUCCUACCGUGGAGGUGCUAUUGACACGUCGGGUGGCAAGGGCUUCAAAUUCGAAGACUAA